Aphanomyces astaci is the source of this 1708-nucleotide messenger RNA. RefSeq lists its product as hypothetical. The record is from RefSeq and is a predicted model, not a curated record. The transcript has 4 exons. The coding region runs from base 23 to 1624 and encodes 533 amino acids. Lineage: Eukaryota; Oomycota; Saprolegniomycetes; Saprolegniales; Verrucalvaceae. Gene Ontology annotation, cellular component: membrane. Gene Ontology annotation, molecular function: symporter activity.
CGUUAGAGUACUGUAAGCGGAAAUGGAACAUGUUCUCGACGGUGCUGGGGGUAGCGUCCGUGAAGGAUAUGUCGUGGCGCUGACGCCGCGACCGAGCCUCAUGUCGAUGCAUGAUCAUGAUACAGACAAAGACGGGAUGCACGUGGAGACGACGGAGGCAAGUCCGAGCAAGUGUCGCCAAUGGUGUUCGAAUCCAAGCGUGCUCAUCCUCAUGGGAUGUGUGUUGGGUAUCGUCCUCGGGUGUCUCUUGGGAAAAUAUGGAGCGUCCAAGGAAUUGCUCACGUGGGUGUCGUUGCCUGGCGAACUGUUCCUUCGUGCACUCACAUGUGUCGUGGUGCCCCUGGUGUUUGUGAACAUCUUCCUCUCUGUUGUCGACAUGCUGCAAGCCGGCCAUGCCGCCAAGAGCGGGCUCUACACCCUCGGAUACUUUGGGCUCACCACAGUUCUCUCCGUUCUCAUGAGCAUCGUGUCCGUGACUGUCUUCAAGAAGUGGUUUUCCCACACCGCACUUUCCCAGGCGAACGUCGUUGGGAGUGCCGGUAUGCUGCUCGUGCCGUGCGGCAACUCAACCAACGCAGCGUCGGUCCGGUGGUUUCCCAACGGCACACUGGUGUGCGCCGCGGCCUCUGACGCGUCCUCCCCUCUCGUCCUUCCCUCGCAAUCCCCUACCGCCCCGCCGACGCUUUCCAAGACGAUCCAAGAUCAAAUCUUUCGCGCGCUCAUCCCCGACAACAUUGUGCAGCAGUUUGUGACGGGCAACUACCUCGGUAUCAUGGCAUUUGCGAUUCUGUUGGCCGUGUCCAUGGACAAAGUGACGCCGCGCCCGGUCGGCAUCGUCCAGCUCUGUGGAGAACUCAACGCGAUGCUGCUCGUGUGUAUCCGCUUUAUCAUCGACCUCACCCCCCUCGCCGUGCUUUCGCUCGUGGCCGGCGGCCUCGGCACUACCACCGACUUCAUGGCGGCCGUGGCGGAUGUCGGCAUCUUUCUCGUGUCGUUUCUUGUGGCGGUGAUGCUUCACUACUGGGUCACCCUCAUGGGUUUCUUAUACCUGGCGCUCCGGACAUCCCCGCUCCAAGCCAUGAAAGCAUGCUGGCCGGCCCAAGUGUUUGCAUUUUGCAGCGCCAGCUCCGCCGCCACCCUGCCCGUGACGCUCCAGUGCGGCGAACAAGCCCAUGUCCCAUCCAGCGUCGGAUCAUUCAUCCUCACCAUGGGGGCCACGUUGAACAUGAACGGCACGUCCAUCUACUUUCCGUGCGCCGUCGUGUAUCUGGCCGUGUCGACAGGCGACGAAGCCAAGUUUACAGUCGUGUCGUACAUUUUGCUGGCGCUGCUGAGCACCAUGUCGGCGGCAGCGGCGGCCCCCGUCCCGUCGGCCGCGCUCGUGCUUGUGUUGCCCAUGUUUAACGCCGUCUGUGGCACGACGAAUGCACCGACGCCAGCCAACUUUUCGUACUUGCUGGCGAUGGAUUUCCUGCUGGAUCGGUUCCGCACGUGGCUCAAUGUGUCGGGGGACCUUGUGGUGGCGCAAUGCGUGGCGGCGAUGGAGAAGCAAGCGAUGCCGCCGAGGCGGGUGUCGUCGUCGACGGACCCCGAAGAAGGAGACUCGAGUUUGAGCUCUCCGUAGACAGAUCUGCCAACUACUAUUUACAACUACUAACGUUACUAUUAAAGAAACCCAUGGGAUUGCAUGGAUCAUUAUGCUUGCCAA